Lytechinus variegatus (green sea urchin) is the source of this 3054-nucleotide messenger RNA. It is a transcript of the gene derl2, whose product is annotated as derlin-2-like. The coding region runs from base 161 to 910 and encodes 249 amino acids. The transcript is spliced from 7 exons. Gene Ontology annotation, cellular component: endoplasmic reticulum membrane; Hrd1p ubiquitin ligase ERAD-L complex. The record is from RefSeq and is a predicted model, not a curated record. Gene Ontology annotation, biological process: endoplasmic reticulum unfolded protein response. Lineage: Eukaryota; Metazoa; Echinodermata; Echinoidea; Temnopleuroida; Toxopneustidae. Gene Ontology annotation, molecular function: misfolded protein binding; ubiquitin-specific protease binding.
CUGGGCCUAUUUCUGUGCAUGCAUGACAAGCUAGCUCCGAUCCGCCGACUGAACUUUGUUAGCUCCCGGGCUUUAGGUGAAACAAAAAUUUAAGAUUCAAGCCAGUGCCUGUACUAGUAGCAGUCCAGUUUAAUUUUGUAAAGGUUAAGAAGAAAUACACAUGGCGAUGCAAACCGUUCAACAGGAGUACAUGCAGACUCCUCCUAUUACCAGACUAUAUUGUACAUCAUGUGUACUUACAACAUUAGCUGUGCAACUGGAUAUUUUAUCACCAUUUCAGUUAUACUUCAACCCUGAUCUCAUUUUUAACCAUUUUGAGGUAUGGAGGCUUAUAACAAACUUCAUGUACUUUGGAGCAAUAGGCUUCAAUUUUCUCUUCAACAUGAUAUUCACCUACCGAUACUGUCGCAUGUUGGAGGAGGGUUCAUUCCGUGGACGCACUGCAGACUUUUUCUUCAUGUUUCUGUUUGGAGGCACCCUGAUGACUAUUAUAGCUCUGUUUGUCAACCUAGUGUUUCUUGGCCAGGCUUUCACCAUCAUGUUGGUCUACGUCUGGAGUAGGAGGAACCCUUACAUUAGGAUGAACUUCUUUGGUUUGAUGAACUUUCCUGCACCUUACCUACCAUGGGUUCUUCUGGGUUUCUCUGUCCUACUAGGAAAUUCAAUCAUUGUUGAUCUAAUAGGUAUGGUUGUAGGUCAUAUAUACUACUUCUUAGAAGAUGUAUUUCCAACUCAGAGAGGGGGCUUCAAACUUCUCAAAACACCCGGUAUACUGAAAACACUAUUAGACACUGCACCUGAGGAUCCUAACUAUAACCCCCUUCCUGAAGAGGAACGACCAGGAGGAUAUGAUUGGGGUGAGGACCAGAGACCACAAGACCAACCUCAAGAGAACCAGGACGAGCACUGAUGUAGGCCUUGACUAGCUCUAUAUGUGAUGGAGGACUAGUAUUAUUUUAACCCACUGACUAUUGGGUCUUGAUGACACCUGUUAAGCAGAAUAGAAUGAAAGGACUUGGUGGUGAAUAGGUUAAUGCCUUAGCUGACGUAAAGGAUUGACUUUGACCCUGAUAGAAAGGAUACUAGGAUCUGGAAGAAGAUGUAUCAAGGUUUUGAAAAGUCUUGAAUCCGGAUCUAAACAAAGAAUAAGAAAUAUGUGUACCAGAGAGAAAAUGCUUUGGAAGCUAUUCCUUGGCAAGACUUAAUGAUUAAGUCAACUAAUUUCAGAUUAAAUGCUCUUAAAAUGAAAUACCAGCAGCAUAAUAUCAACAAUAAACCAAGUAUUUGAGGACAUACUUCAACCUACCUGAAAGAUUUGGUCUCCUUGAAAACCUUUCAUAGAUUCUGCAAGUGCACUCUAAGCAGCAUUCAUCAGUGGAAAGACAUUGUAUGUUCUUUGUAUACAAUGGAAGUAGUUAAUGUUAGAAAUUGGGCUCCUGUUUCAUGAAAAAGACCAUUAAAGGUAAUUCUACAAAUGAUGGGUUUUUCCAUAGUAAAAUCACUCAAUUAAAAUGACAGUUUCCAUUGAUUUUACCACUGAUAGCAAGGUUUACAUCAUUGGUAGAUUUUAUACAAUGGUGUAUAUGGUUUUUAUGCUUCCAAUAUUUAAGUAUUAGAUUCAGAGGAAAAUAUAUAUUAAAGUGCAAACUAAAGUUGCAUUCUAACAACAGUGUGUCAUCUUAACUACCAGAUUUCAAAGAAGUUUGAAAUGCAGUGGAUGAAAGCUGUUUGAAAAUAGAAAUCUUUCAAAAUAGAAAUGUUGAACAGUGCAUAAGGUAGUUUUUUUCAACAUGAGACCGCAGAACCAUGAUCAGUGAAAGUCACUUGAAUGCAAUAGAGAUGUCAGUCAUGAUUCUGUGACAUCAUAAUGGUCUGCUCCAUGUUGGCCUGUACUUCCAGGCUCAAGCAGCUGUGCAGUAGGAUUUCAGGAAAAUAUGUAGAGCAGCUAUUUAACUCUUUCCAGAAGUAAUUUGAUUCAUGAUAUGCAGCAUUAUAGGGAGAUACUCCAUUUUGGAAAUUAAUUAAGAUAAAGAAAAUGAAAAUAAGGCAUAGAAGAGAGUAAUACAGAAUUGAUGAAAAGUUUCAGAGAUACAUUUAGGCAGAGAAGAAGUAAAAUAGAGAUCAAAUACAUGUAGAUCAAUUAAAAAUGAUCUGAUCAACAAUUGAAUGUACAAACACUGAAACAUGGCUACUUCAAAAGAUGAAGAUUUUAGUUUGAUUUUAUAAAUAGUUCUAUAAAAAAUGAACCCUUCAUAGGAUUUGGUUGAGGAUCGGAGAUAUUGGGUUUAAGUAAUGAAGAUUCAUCUUCUGAUAGGAGACAAAGGGCCCUCAGUGAUAAUAUUUUGUAAAAUGAAGAGACUACCUUGUUGGAAUAGAACAAAAUAUUUGCAAAUUUGCAUUCUUAUAAAGAAGCAUUUACUAAUUGAAAGUUUAAACAAAUUUUGUCUGGAAAAAUUAAAGUUUACAGUAAUGAAUAAUUUAUACAUAUUGAAACUUUAAUAUUCUUCUCCUACAAUAGGUCCAUGCAAUGAUCAAACCUAAAGCAUAUAAUCUUCAAAUGCAGGAUAUAGAUUUUUUUUGUGUGAAUUUUGGUUAGAAAGGGAAAGUAUUUUAUCAUCAAAUUUUUCCAUAUAAAAUGAAUUUGAUAGUAUGAGUAGAAUGAGGCCAUAUAGAUGGAGGUGGAUGGGUGUAGAUCACAUGUCGGAGUUUAGUAACUUCUGUUUGGUGCCAUGUUGAAUUGCAUGAAAUCAUGUGCUUCAUUCUUUAUAUUUGUCUAUGUUGAAGUACUAGUAGACAGGUGUUUGUAAUUCUUAAUUCUACUAAAAUUAUCCUUGCUUUAAUCAACAACUUUGUUCUUCAGCGUUCCAAGUCAUAGGGUUCAGUUAUUGUAACUUUAAUAAAUCUAUAAAUUGCCCAACAUAAAUUUGUGGUUUGUGAUGGUCAAAAAUAAUUUUUUUGUGCAAGUAUGUAUGAAAUACUGAUUAAUAAUACAUGAUAUUCAUGUAUUGUGACAUCACAUUAAAACUUAAUUAAAGUUGAUAACUGUUAUUCUAA